GGAAGCUAACCGUAGUUAGCACGGUGGUGCGAGUGCGCAAUGCGCACGGUGAUCAAAUUAACCAUAGUUAGCCAAUAACAUCGCUAUAAAAUUAGGGUUUGGAGCCUCCGCAGAAGAUCGUGCUUCCCUUUUCUUCUAGGGUGUUCUUUACUUCUUUCUGUGGUUCAAUCAUUUGUAUGGCGAUGGCAGACGUAGAGUACAGAUGCUUCGUCGGAGGGCUCGCAUGGGCUACCGACGAGCAAUCCCUGAAUUCGGCUUUCAGUCCUUACGGCGAGAUUAUCGAAUCGAAGAUCAUUAACGAUCGGGACACUGGGAGGUCGAGGGGAUUCGGAUUUGUGACCUUCAGCAACGAGAAGGCGAUGAAAGACGCCAUUGAAGCAAUGAACGGCCAGGAUCUUGACGGCCGUAGGAUCACCGUUAACGAGGCUCAGGCCCGAGGUGGUGGCGGAGGCGGUGGCUACAGCCGUGGAAAUGGUGGCGGAGGUGGUGGCUACAGCCGGCGCGAGGGCGGCGGCGGUUACAGCCGUGGUGGUGGUUAUGGUGGUGGCGGUUACGGUGGUGGGCGUGAUCGCGGUUAUGGUGACGGAGGAUACGGUGGCGGCGGACGUGAACGCGGUUAUGGUGACGGUGGAUCCCGCUAUUCUAGAAGUGGUGGUGGUACCGACGGAAGCUGGAGGAACUGAAUUUUUAGCGUUAGGGUUUGAAUGUUAUGAUAAGUGUUCUAGUUUUGCUUGGAUGUUCUGAAGAUGGGUUCUUGUUAUGAUUCUGUGUUUCGUGUUCGUACUUUUUUGACCGAUGGAUCUCCACUGUCCAUAGUUCAAAUGUCACUAUCCUAGUUACUCGAUUUCAGAAAUGAAAGAGGAAAAAUGUUUGUUCAA
Messenger RNA from Malania oleifera, 878 nucleotides. Its product is annotated as small RNA binding protein 1-like. The record is from RefSeq and is a predicted model, not a curated record. The transcript has 2 exons. Gene Ontology annotation, molecular function: mRNA binding. The coding region runs from base 177 to 683 and encodes 168 amino acids. Lineage: Eukaryota; Viridiplantae; Streptophyta; Magnoliopsida; Santalales; Ximeniaceae.